Molecule: messenger RNA, 1374 nt
Organism: Naegleria fowleri
Lineage: Eukaryota; Heterolobosea; Eutetramitea; Acrasida; Naegleriidae
Exons: 3
Coding region: 1-1374 (457 amino acids)
Source: RefSeq, a predicted model, not a curated record
AUGGUGUCAUCGCUCAACAGAGUCAGAUUGUUGUUGACAGCAGCAGCAACUUGUCUCAUCCUAGCGUUGAUGUUUCUUCAUGACGACACCAUCCAUGCUGCCAUUCCCAUCAUACCUCCUCAUAUCUCCUCCACCAAUUCUCAAGUGGAUCGUUUAAAUGAAGCAAUUACGAUACAGCUCCGUAUCCGAGUCUAUUACAAGAACAUGAAUUUCAACAACAAGAAGAAUGAAAACACAAUUUUGUUUGUUCGUGGAAAUAUUUCUCCGUUAAAUUGGUCCUCGGGAAUUUCUCUUUCCUCAAUUUCCAACGCGGAUGGAAUUUAUGAGACCUUUCUCAAUAUUUCACAAAGUGAUUUAAAGAGUCAAGGUUACAUUUUGCAAAUGAAAUGUCUUGUGAAUGAUCGGGAUUGGCAAUUAGGUCCUAAUGCCAUGUUUGAUUUGAAAAAUCAAUGUUCACAUCCUGAUGAUGAUGAUUUUCACAAUGAAUCCAAAUGGAAGAUCAAAAAAACGAAGAGUCUCGAAACGCCAAUUACUCUCAAUGUAUAUCCAUGGUUCUAUACCACAGAAGGUUCCAUUUUCAUACUUCCCAAUUCCAUAUAUUCUCCACAAUUGAAAAAUUACAGAAAUAUUACACUCUAUUUACCUCCUUCUUAUUUUGAAAAUUCAUGGAAACGUUAUGAUAAUUUAUUGAUCAUGCAUGAUGGACAGAAUUUAUUUGAUCCCUCGACAGCGUUCAUGAAUCAAGCAUGGAUGAUUCAAAAUACAUUGAAUCCAUUAAUGUUGAAUUCGAAUGCGAAUAACGCCAUGGAAGAAGUGGUCGUGAUUGGAGUUUAUAAUACGCCAGAUCGAAUGAAUGAAUAUACCUAUUCGAGAGACAAUAGUGUCGGUGCAGGAGGGAAGGGAGGUCUCUAUUUGGAUUUUCUCGAACAGACACUAAUGCCAACCUUAAUGGACAUGUUCAAAACGAGAUGGAUUUUGGAUCAUUCAAAAUUGGGAAUUUUGGGAAGUUCAUUGGGAGGUUUAAUUUCAUGCUAUGCAGGAUGGACACGUCCGACAGUGUAUGGAAAAGUUGGAUGUAUGAGCUCUUCAUUUUGGUGGAAUAAUCAGGACUUUAAUAAUACAAUUUUGAAUCGACCAAAUGUACCACAACAAUUAGUGAUCUACUUGGAUAGUGGCAAUCAAGGAGUUGAUAAUGAUGAUGUACUUCAAACACAAACAGUCCGCAACCAUAUGCUCAGUUUUCCUUCUUUCACCUGUGGCAAAAACUUGUAUUACUAUCUGGACAAUGGAGGUCAACAUAAUGAAUAUUUCUGGGGAAGGAGAUUUUGGUCGCCUUGUCUAUCCUUGUGGAAGCCAACACCACAAAUUGUGUAG